This is a messenger RNA of Clupea harengus (Atlantic herring), 3795 nucleotides long. RefSeq names its product calcium voltage-gated channel auxiliary subunit gamma 2b (gene cacng2b). Gene Ontology annotation, molecular function: channel regulator activity; voltage-gated calcium channel activity. Lineage: Eukaryota; Metazoa; Chordata; Actinopteri; Clupeiformes; Clupeidae. The record is from RefSeq and is a predicted model, not a curated record. Gene Ontology annotation, biological process: transmission of nerve impulse; neurotransmitter receptor transport, postsynaptic endosome to lysosome; positive regulation of synaptic transmission, glutamatergic. Gene Ontology annotation, cellular component: postsynaptic density membrane; AMPA glutamate receptor complex.
ACGUCGCAUUGCCUGUAAAUUGCCUUCUUCAUAAUUUGACAAUCUGCAGUCUUCGCUCUUGUACCCUAACCUUCCUACUGUGCUCGGGUGUGAGCUGUGGAGAUUUUCACCCGCUUCUCUCUCUCUCUCUCUCUCUCUCUCUCUCUCGAUCUAUCUCUCCCUCUAUGUCUUUCUCUCUCCCUCCCAUCCAACCAUCUACCCCCCUCCUCACAUCUUUGCACUUACCACAGCGUGCAGAGGGACGGGGAGACGCGUAGUGCAAAGGAUUGGUGCGAUGGUGUGAUUUGUUUUUUUGCCAUUUAUGAUUUGGCUGUCCCCUCCUCUCUGUUGUGAUUUUGUUUGGCCGUUCCUCUUUGUUUUGCCGCCGUGUUUUUCCUAAAUGGCGCAAGGGCUAUGCAUGCGUGUAGGCUCUGGUUUUGGUUCCGCCUGUGGGUGUGUGAUAUAAUCGCUGCCGCGGAGGAUUUGGAUAGCCGGUCUAGGAGCGGUUUCGGCGGCACCCUGAUCGCCACUGCUACCCCCUCCUCUUCUGCUGCCCGCCUCUAUGUCGAGUGAUGGUCGGCUUGCCUUGCUGCUGGAAGCGCGGCGCUCUCCACGGAUCUUCAACGUCGGUACUUCUUCUUUUUACACCAUUUUUUCAUAUUUCGUGGAAACCUUUCACCAUCUAGGGGCCACUUAUGGAAACUGGAGAUCAGAAUUUUAGAAAAAAGGAAAACUAGAGGUUGUUUUCUUUUAAUCAUUUUUAUUUUGCCAUUAUUUUUUAUUUUACCCAUUCGUUUGGCUUGAUUUUGUUGGUCGUAAUUCGUCUCAAUGGCUUCUUUAUUCCCUUAGUCUUCUGAUGUGUUUUUAUUCAGCAGAAGUAUGUUAGCCUCUUGGAAAUCUACCCCUUUGUGUGUUUAUGUGUUCGUUUAAUCAUCUAUUCGUUGUCACCUGAACAUAUAUUUUCCAUAGAUCUUACGCUUUAUUUUACCCACAUCUUCAUCAGAAACAUCCAUCCCUGUCAUUUCCCUCCCCUGCGUUUUCCCGUGUAUCUCCUCUCUGCGUGGAUAAAUGUAUGUUUAGGGAGAGAGAUGCAUCGGCUUAAUCAGUUGGUUUAAAACGCUGCCUACAUAGCAUGCCAAUUAAUGUCUUCGUCAUGACUACACACGGUGUGUGCCAGUUACUCACGUAGCUUUACAAAGUGCUUAGUUUUCAGGAGUGUUUCGGAGGGGAAACAUUUCCUAGGGUUCUGUCGCUACCCUUAACCCCGGUAUAUCUCCCUUGGUAGCGCCUUUCCUUCUUAAUUUAACGCGCUACUCAGAGCUAACACACGAAAGCCGUUAGCCCUAUGAAGGAUACAGCUUGACAAGUGCUGAUAUCCUCAUGAAAAGGAGAUGUGGAAAUGUCAACUGUCUGCUUUAAUUUGGCGUUUACAAACGUCCCAACAUCGCAUUUAGUGGGUGCUGAUUCGUUUAGAUAUAUCACGGGGCUGUAGACAGCAACAGUUGUUUACCAGGGUACCAGUGUACACCGGAACAGCAUACAUUUUUAUUAGCAAAGCUAAUGAUAGUUUGUUGCAAUUUGGACCAGAUUGUAGAGAAUAGUAAUGUUUUGCCGUGGAUGUUGGUGUACUUUUGUGGCUCCAAACCAUUUGGAUUAGGAAGGAAGAUUCAGUCUUUCUGUCAGAAUUUACCUCAUAAUCAUCUUCCCUUCAACAGUCCUCCUGUAUCAUUUCCCAUUUAUGUCCUCAAGAAACCCUAACUCAUUUUACGCUUUGUUACCUUCUUGGAGUAAAAAGAAACGAGCAUAAACUUCCGAACACGUGCCCCCCUUACCCCUUACCGCACCACCUCUGGUCAAAAGACCCUACUCCCAAUUUUUAUUUGUUUUGGUCCCCUGAAAUUUACAAAUAUUUAUUUCCUAUACAUCAAGAGGAAAGGGGGUUCCCCUUUCUUGGAAUGCGGAAACAUGGGUCUAUUUGACCGCGGGGUUCAGAUGCUGCUGACCACGGUCGGCGCGUUCGCUGCUUUCAGUCUCAUGACCAUCGCGGUGGGCACGGACUAUUGGCUCUACUCGCGCGGCGUGUGCAAGGUCAAGAGCAACAAUGAGAACGAGACGAGCAAAAAGAACGAGGAGGUCAUGACCCACUCGGGACUGUGGAGGACGUGUUGCCUGGAAGGUAACUUUAAAGGGCUGUGUAAACAGAUAGACCACUUCCCUGAAGACACGGACUACACAGCAGAUGCUGCUGAAUACUUCCUACGUGCGGUGCGGGCCUCCAGCAUCUUCCCCAUCCUCAGUGUUAUCAUGCUCUUCAUGGCAGGGCUGUGUAUCGCCGCCAGCGAGUUCUACAAGUCCCGCCACAACAUCAUCCUCAGCGCGGGGAUCUUCUUUGUGUCCGCAGGCCUGAGUAACAUCAUCGGGAUUAUCGUGUACAUAUCAGCCAACGCGGGCGACCCCUCCAAGAGCGACAGCAAGAAGAACAGCUACUCGUACGGCUGGUCCUUCUACUUCGGCGCGCUCUCCUUCAUCAUGGCCGAGAUGGUGGGCGUGCUGGCCGUGCACAUGUUCAUCGACCGGCACCGGGAGGUGCGGGCGGCCGAAGCGCGGAGCCAAGGGGCUGCGGCCCGGGGGCGGAGGCCCGGGCCGGGCGGCGGCAGCGGCGGCGGCGCCGACUACCUCCAGGGCUCGGCCAUCACGCGCAUCCCGAGCUACCGCUACCGCUACCGCCGACGCUCCUCUUCACGUUCCACCGACCCCUCGCACUCGCGCGACAACUCGCCCGUCGGCCUCAAGGGCUUCGGCGCCCUGCCCUCCACUGAGAUCAACAUGUACACAAUGAGCCGUGGCGGAGGGGGUGGUGGCGGAGGAGGUAAUGGAGGAGGAGGGGGGGGGGACACCCUCAAAACCUCCCAUGGGACCCCCACCACCACCUACAACUCGGAGAGGGACCACAACUUCCUGCAGGUCCACAACUGCAUCCCCAAGGACCUAAAGGACUCGGGCCACGGCAACGCGGCCAACCGGCGCACCACGCCCGUAUGAGCCCCCCCCUCCCCCCCCCCACGACGACACCCCCGUGACCCUCCUCCAAAAAGAGCCUCCUGCAUACACACGCCCUCAUACACACACACACAUACACGUGCCCCUCAGACAGGAGGCAAAAGAUAGGGGGAAGGGUGAUUGAGGUGAAAGAGAGGAGGAGAAUGGGAGAGACGGAGAAAAGUGGGGUUAAAAGCAGGACAUACCGGGGUCACGUUGUGAUAGCUUCCAUGAGUUUCCAAGCGCGGAGAGGCGUAAGAAUCGCAGUGAUUAAAUCAUAAUCAUUCAGAAAAAAGGCACUACCCUUCCUGCCCAGCGCUGAAGAGCUCACAGUCUCAAGUGAUCAGAUGACAAAGUCAAGCGAGGAGAGGGCCUGCUGAAAAUAUAAGGAGGAUUGGCCAUGCGAGUGGCGAGUUUUGAAAAUGUCUCAACUCGUCGCCAUCUGCUGCUUGGGUGUGGGAGGUGUCUCCGUUUGUCCUCCCCGCCUCUAACCUCCAAUCAUCUCGCUCCAUUUAAUGACAUCAGUGUAUUUUAUUCUUUUAUACAUUGUUUAAAUGUAUUGGCAUUAAUACUGUGCCCAGCCAAUACCAAGUUUUGUUGAAACAAAAAAAGAUCCAUUAUGAAAUGAUUAUAUAUGGCUAUAUAAAUAUAUAUAGAUGUGAAUAAAUUCAACCACAGACCCUCCCUUAUGUAAAACAAACAAUGGAAAAAAGGAAGACAUUUUUGGAACAAACUAAAUAAACGAAUCACUCAAUAAAGUCGCCAUGGAAACGAAAA